GUGUGUGUGUAAAUGUAUACUAUUCACUAUAGUUUGUACAGUCAACCAAAGUAAAAUGUAUAAAUAGAUGAAUAAAUAUUAAACAUUCUUUUAAUAACACAAUAAUGCUGCCAUAUAAUUUAUGUACUUUAUACAGUGAUCUAAAAGCAAUAGAUCACGCCAGGCUGUGGUAUUUGCUCAUUAUACCACUGUUAAGGGGCGUUGUCCGGCCCCGACGCGCAGCGGAGGGCCGGCGACGCGACUUUCCGUCUCGUAAACGGUCGUUGCCAUUUGAAACGGUCGAUGCCAUUUCCGACCAUGUCCGAUUGCGUCCGCUCUCCGAUCUUGAAUUCCGAAUGCUUCGUGAAACGGUCGAUGCCAUUUCCGACCAUGUCCGAUUGCGUCCGCUCUAGGAGUCAGUUAAAAACCGCACAGGGUGGAAUGUUUUUUUCCGCUCAGUUGCCGUGAGUAAUUAUGAAACUAUCUAUGCCAGUCAUACAUAAUGAUUGAUUGAAUAGAGGAGACCUGGGACAGUUGCAACACUUUUUGCUAUAAUGGCUCUUUUGCUUAGCAACCAUUUGAAUUUAAGGGAUGAUAUUUGAAUAAAAUAAACUUACAUCUGUCAGCUAUUCAUCAAUACAAUUUAAGGAUGAUUACCUUAAGUACAUUAUUCACAGUUGGCCUUUGAAUGUAAGAUGCCAACAGCAACUGUCCCCGUAAAGACACCCAUGAUAAAGACUGAUAUGCUCGGAUAUAAAUAACAAUAAUCGGGUUAAAUAACUUCACAUGGUGUGUCUGGUGUGUUUCCAGCAUUCGUAGUGUUGAUCAGCAGAUAUAUAGUCCGCCAAGACGUUGAGGUUGCUUAGCAACCAGAGACUCUGUCCAUGCAAGUGAACGGAGCGUUCCCUCUUCGUCAUAACUAUCAAACCAAACAUCCUUCACAUUCACCGAGCGAACAUUAUGAAAGUAAAAUGCACAUUUCUCGUUAAAAAUGUUUCCAUAAAAGCAUUUAAUGGCGUAACUAUGUUACUAUUUCCACACAGAAUAAAGAAAGAUGUCGGCCGUAUGCUUCUGUCCAAGCUCACUACUCUCUGCCAGUGACGUCGGGUCAAGCUCAACGCUGAUUGGGCAACGCGGCUAAUCAAUUCAAGAUCGGAGAGCGGACGCAAUCGGAAAUGUUCGGAAAUGGCAUCGACCGUUUCAAAUGGCAACGACCGUUUACGAGACGGAAAGUCGCGCCGGGGACCCCCUUCACACAGUGGUUAUUGAACAUGAAGACUAAACUGAAAGUCAUCGGUGGACAGGGAGGCAGUUCAUUUACUUUUACUGGCCGUGACAAUGGUGCCACCCUCAAGAAGAUUGGAGUGGCAGUGGGCGGCUGGCAGAUCAAAGCUGUGCGGGCAGAACUGACUGACGGGCGUGUGAAGACCUUUGGAGAAUCAGUCACUUUCAAAGAGUUUACGUUUGAACCUGGCGAGCGCUUCACCAAGCUGUCCCUGUGGGGGAACGAUGACGGCUCACGUCUGGGUGGCAUCAGGUUCUCGACGAGUUCUGGACGCGAGUUCUUCGAGCAGAUGACUGGGAGUGUCCUGAAGACCGAGUACCCUAUCAAUGUGGGGUCUGGAGUCUGCCUGGGAUUGCAGGGGAAAGCUGGCUCAGACAUCGACUGUUUGGGAUUGCUCUUCAUCAAGGCCAACACGAGCACACCACAACGCAUGUUCAAGUGGUUGGGCAGGCUCACCUGCCUCUUCCAGCGGGGGUCCAGCAGUGAGUCAGCCCCCGGUGAUGAAGACCGCGAUGACCCCCGCGCCGCUGGCACCCUCUCCCCGCGUACCACAAGCUACGCUCGCUCCAGUGACAAGGAACAGGAGAAGGAGGCCAACGACAUGUCGCCGCCUAGUGGACAAAACACAAAACAGGACGAGCCCCUCGCACCUGAAGCUCCCCGGGCCAAUGCCGUGACCCCAACCGAGGUGACAGAGAGUCAUGACGGUGUAAUCAGCUGCCCUAGCCCCCCUACAACCCAGGGUACCUUCAAAGACUCCACAAGAGAGGGGGAGGAAGUGGAGAGGACGGAGAAGGGCCCUGAAGUGGAACAAAUAUCUGACCAUGUUUCUGGGUUAUUAAACACGGCGACUACACUGGAAGUCAUCGGUGGACAGGGAGGCAGUUCAUUUACUUUUACUGGCCGUGACAAUGGUGCCACCCUCAAGAAGAUUGGAGUGGCAGUGGGCGGCUGGCAGAUCAAAGCUGUGCGGGCAGAACUGACUGACGGGCGUGUGAAGACCUUUGGAGAAUCAGUCACUUUCAAAGAGUUUACGUUUGAACCUGGCGAGCGCUUCACCAAGCUGUCCCUGUGGGGGAACGAUGACGGCUCACGUCUGGGUGGCAUCAGGUUCUCGACGAGUUCUGGACGCGAGUUCUUCGAGCAGAUGACUAGCAUGGGCCUGAACACCGAGUACUCUAUCGAUGUGGGGUCUGGAGUCUGCCUGGGAUUACAGGGGAACGCUGGCUCAGACAUCGACUGUUUGGGAUUCCUCUUCAUCAACGCCAUCAAGUCGUCUGUGCUAACUGACAUGACCUAUCCCAGCCUGGCCAUGUACACACCCCAGGUCAAUAAAGAAUAUAUAAAAUCAUCAUCUCAUCAAAACGACACUACUGCAGCUCAAGAGCAUAAAUGUGCGUACAGCCGAUCUGUGACCAAGUCUACCACCUGGAGCACCACCACCAAGAUGGAGGGCACCGUCAACAUGUCUGUUCAUGCAGGGAUCCCGAAACUGGUGGGGGGGUCUGGUGGAUUUAGCUUGACCACGGGAGCAGUGCUGUUGUCCACAAUGAACUCCUCAGAGACCAUAACCGAAUCAGAUGAGGUCAAUGUGACGGUCCCGGCACGAAAGACCGUGAGCGUUGAUUUGACAGUGGGACGAGCAAACAUCAACCUCCCCUACUCAGCCACAGUUAAAAUCACAUGCAUGAAUGGCAGCGAGCUGGUCUUCCCAUCCACUGGCAACUACAGUGGUGUGGCUUACACUGCAGUGCAUUUAAAAACCACUGAGUCUGAUUAUGUUAUGAAUGUUGAAUAAGAUGCGUCAACAUCUUAUUGUGCACAGUUUUAAUAUUGAUUACAUAAAAUUUGAUUGCUAAUGCAGUGACUGUCACAGAUACAUACAUCAUCAUUAUAAACCUGCUUGUGUUUCCAUGUCCAUCCUUAGAGCUUGCAAAACAAUAUACGAAAAAAUGUCUGUCUGGCUAAUGCCAUUAUUUAACGUUUCAGCUUAGUAAAUGAUAAUUUCAGUUCAAAUAUUCCAUAUGCUGUUAAUUUAGUUUUCCAGUCCAACAGCCUGGAAAGAUAAUACGUUUCUGAACACUUCCAGUCAGAUGCUAAUCUUACUACUAUAAUAGCAGGCCUGUCGCACCAGUUACUCAAGUUGGUCAUGUGCGCAGGUGCCAAGCAGCCUGCAGCUCACACACACACACAGCACACGCAAACCCAUACACCGCAAGCACUAGGGAUGGGCACGGUAAUUCGAAUAUUUGAUUAUUCGAAACGGUGUGGGUAGUUGACUUUGAGAUUUUUUUAAAUUUUUGCCUUAAGUUCAUUCAAUAUAUUCAUUAGCUAUAUUAAUAACAUAUUGUUCAUUAAACGUGUAUACUAAUGCCAUUCAAUACUUGCGGAAGCGAUUGUAAAUCCGCACCCGCCUAUCCCCCGAGCACGUAGAUAUGCACAAUUUUUUGAACAAGAUUGACUGAGUGAUGCAGUAGGUGGGCUUAUGUGUUAUGUUAACUGGAAAUGUUUUAGACAUACUGUAUUUCCGUCUUACACUAAAUAUAUUUUUGUUGAUGAGGCAGGCCCAUGCGCUGCAAGUGGAAUUCUGUUGAUAUGCAAGCCCCACCAGUAGGCUACUUGUACUUUUUGAUGCUGUGCUUCAGUUUCUUGAAUUUAUUCAGUUUGUGCCUUAAAUUUACUCUAAUCUUAUUUCAGUUUGUGCCUUAAGUAUGCAAUACUGUUCAUUCAUAUUCUUGUCAAAAAUUAUGGUUUCGUUUGAUUCAGCAUACUGAUUUCGAGUGGUAUUUUUCCUUCUAAAAUGCUCAAUUGAACAAAUUGGAUUUGAUUUCCUUAUUUAUUUAACUAAUAGAGAUGGAAAACGAAUGCCUUUGUUUAGUGAAGGCCAGAUCACGGAAGAACUUCAGACUUCAUUAUGAGUGCGCUACACAUUAUUUGUUUUUUUUCAUAGUUCGGUUAACCGGUUACUCAAAAAUGAAAUUGCAGAAUAUUGAGAUGCCUUCAAAUGCAUCUCAAGCACGCCCAUACACAACACAUGCACACUACGCACACACACGCACAUACACGGAAAUGCACACACGCGCACACACACGCACACCGCACGUCAAGACAAAUACACGACACACUCGAGGUAAGACGUUAUGUUUUUAAACAUAACGGCUACGCCAUCGACAAA
This is a messenger RNA of Gadus chalcogrammus (walleye pollock), 4439 nucleotides long. RefSeq names its product aerolysin-like protein. Lineage: Eukaryota; Metazoa; Chordata; Actinopteri; Gadiformes; Gadidae. The transcript is spliced from 6 exons. Bases 1155 to 3062 code for a protein of 635 amino acids. The record is from RefSeq and is a predicted model, not a curated record.